UAAAUAAUACGUUAGCUAAUUAGAUUAUUAAUGAAUUCCAAAUAUCUUUUCGUUUCUUCUUCUCCAACGCAUGUGAAACGUAGAUGAGAUCCCAAUUCACUCCAUUGAAGCCUUUUUAAGGGAUUCAACAACGCGUUUAAGGUCUCUCAGCAGGUUCACAUGGAGACUCUAUGGACUCUUUUGUAUCUGCUAGAACCUGCUCCAUCCGCUCUCAUGCUCACAGCUGUAACCGUCACAUUUGCAUCUGCCUUCCGUGCACUUAACUACGGCAAAGAGAUGGAGAGAAACCGUGACUUCUCCGAAGCAUCCAUUACACUAGACACCUCUCAGGCCUUGAUGAUCCCAGUCAUGAGCUCUUGCAGUUUGCUCCUCAUGUUUUAUCUCUUCUCUUCCGUCUCUCAGCUCCUCACCGCCUUCACAGCCAUCGCCUCGGUCUCAUCUCUCUUCUUUUGGCUCUCACCGUAUGCGUUGUACAUCAAGUCCCAGCUCGGUCUCUCUGAUCCUUUCCUCUCACGCUGCUGCUCUAAAUCGUUUACUAGAAUGCAGGGACUGCUUCUUGUGGCUUGUGCCGUGACUGUUAUAGCGUGGCUUGUCUCUGGUCAUUGGGUGUUGAACAACCUGCUUGGGAUCUCUAUCUGUAUUGCGUUCGUCAGCCAUGUUCGUCUUCCUAAUAUCAAGAUAUGUGCUAUGCUGCUACUGUGUCUCUUUGUGUAUGACAUCUUCUGGGUCUUCUUCUCUGAGAGAUUCUUUGGUGCUAAUGUUAUGGUGACUGUGGCGACUCAGCAAGCGUCGAACCCGGUUCAUACAGUAGCCAACAGUUUGAAUCUUCCUGGACUGGAAUUGAUCACAAAGAAACUGGAGCUGCCUGUUAAAAUAGUGUUUCCGAGGAACCUAUUGGGCGGUGUGGUGCCUGGUGUGAGUGCCUCAGAGUUCAUGAUGCUUGGUCUUGGUGACAUGGCUAUUCCUGCAAUGCUUUUGGCUUUGAUCCUCUGCUUUGACCAUAGAAAAAGUAGAGAUGUGGUGAAUCUUGUUGAUCUAAAAUCUUGCAAGGGGCACAAGUACAUAUGGUAUGCACUUCCCGGGUACGCCAUUGGCUUGGUCUCGGCUCUAGCUGCAGGUGUCUUGACCCACUCACCUCAGCCAGCUCUGCUUUAUCUGGUACCAUCUACGUUAGGACCAGUGAUCUUCAUGUCAUGGCGGAGAAAGGAUCUUGCGGAGCUGUGGGAAGGAUCAGCAUUGUCCAAUCCCAUUGAGAAAUCUCAUGAAAUAGAGAUCUGAGUUUAUUAUAUCAACCAAAGAUAGCUCAGAAACAUAAAAACAAAAACACAAAGACGUUAGGAACCAUAUCAGUCAGAUCAGGUGUUCUUGUAUUCUCUAGUAAAAAAACACAAGUAUUAUAUCUCAUUUUAUUGCAUUUGUAUACCUUACAUGCAG
Molecule: messenger RNA, 1434 nt
Organism: Brassica napus (rape)
Lineage: Eukaryota; Viridiplantae; Streptophyta; Magnoliopsida; Brassicales; Brassicaceae
Product: signal peptide peptidase-like 1
Exons: 4
Coding region: 160-1278 (372 amino acids)
Biological process (GO): membrane protein proteolysis
Cellular component (GO): lumenal side of endoplasmic reticulum membrane; cytoplasmic side of endoplasmic reticulum membrane; Golgi-associated vesicle membrane
Molecular function (GO): aspartic endopeptidase activity, intramembrane cleaving
Source: RefSeq, a predicted model, not a curated record